Molecule: messenger RNA, 1710 nt
Organism: Closterium sp. Naga37s-1
Lineage: Eukaryota; Viridiplantae; Streptophyta; Zygnematophyceae; Desmidiales; Closteriaceae
Source: the annotation of a GenBank genome assembly
AUGCUCUGUGGCCCUCCAGGCUCAGGCCAGGUGUACCUGGUGCAGGCGCUGCUGCACCGUCUGGAGCACCUGCCUGUGCACUCCAUGUCACUACCAUCGCUCCUCACCGACCCCUCCUCUCACUCGCCCGAGGAGGCCCUUGUGCGAGUCGUGGCAGAGGCCAGGCGCGGCCCCCGCUGCAUCCUCUUCCUGCCACACGCCGACCUCUGGUGGCGCACGGCACAGCCGGUGCAGCGGGCAGUGCUGCGCAUGCUUCUCUCUGACCUUCCUCCCUCUCUGCCUGUGCUGCUGCUCGCCUUCGCCAACUGCUCCCUGCACCAACUACCCUCCACCCUGCGCCCAACGCCCAUGGCGUCACACGCAUCAACAGCAGCAGCAGCAGCAGCGGCAGCAGCAGCUGCAGAAGCAGCAGCAGCAGAGGCAGCAGCCGAGGCAUGGGGGAUUAGCCAGUGCAGCAGCAGCAGCGGUGGGGAUGGCAGGCCGGCAAAGAAACGCCGGGUGCUGCCGUCCCUGCCGCUCGCCCCUCCGCUGCAGCGCACGCAAACGGAGGCAGAGAAGGCGGCAGCAGAGGCAGCGGAGGAGCACUGCUUGCGGCGCCUGCGCAUGUGCCUGCGGGACGAAUCGCAGGAAGUACAGCAGCUUGACCAGAACCAGCAGCAGCAGCAGGGGAUAGAACAGGAAAGUGGGGAGAGGGAAAAAGUCCAUGCUGAGGGAUGGGGAGAGGAUGUGGAGAUGGUACCAGAUAGUUAUGAGGGUGUGGAUGAGGAGGAAGAGGAUGAAACGACCGGGGCUGGUCAUAAUGAUGGUGGAAAGCAGGAGGGUCUUAGGACUGGAUUCGGAGCAGAACAGUUAGCAGCACCUGCUGCUGUAGGGCUAGCGGGGUUACCACCUGGUAGCAGCGGUGGGGUUGCAAGCCGAGGCACUGGUGUUCUGAGCAACAGGACCAAGAUUAGCAGUGCAGGCACAUGUAACCAUUCGGGUGGUCCUAGAUACACAGAACCACCCAGUGAUGCAGUAACAGCAAAUGCUAUAGGAGCAGACGAAUUAGCACCUGAUAGAGUAGGACGUAGUGAUGCAGAUGCAUCUGAUGCACCUCGGGGUGCAGAGGCGGUUUGUGGGAUAAGCGGCGACAGCAGUGGUGGCGGUGCGAUCAAGUUCAAGUCCUUGGGAGAGCUUACGAGAGAUGAGAAGGGGAAGCGUGUUUCUAUGCAUGACGUGGCAAGGGAAAGAGUCAGAGUAGGGAGAGCUGGAGCAGAGGGAGGCACAGCAGCAGCGGCAGCAGGAGCAGCAGCAGGAGCAAGUGGAGCAGGAUGUGUGCCAGGCAUGAGUGCGUUGGGGGCAGCAGGAGUAGCGGGAGCAGCAAGUGUGCCAGUGGUGGCAGCAGCAGGUUCAGGCAGAGCGCCGUUGCAUGAUGGUGUUGGUGGUUCGGGUGUUGGUGCGGACACUUCUGGUCUGGGCGAUGGGCCUGCGUCCUGCGCACCCAGGACUGUGAGAUUUGAUGAGGAGUGGCGGGAGGAGUGGGAAAAGGAGAAGAGAGCAGUUAAGGAAGUCAUGGAGCAAGUGCUUUGUAGAGUAGCUGACAGGACUGAUGGCUUGAUGGUGAGUCAGUUGGAGGAAGUGUAUCAGCGCAUGUGUAUGUUGCUGAGACGCAAGCGAGGUUGCAGGGAUGGGGUGCAACUGUUACGUGACCUAGAGCGCGUUGUGGAUUGA